AUGUCCUCCACCUGCUUCAUCUGCCAUUUCUGCCGCCGGCCCCUGAUGCCGACCCUGUCCACGGAGACCUCGGGCCUUGACCUCAGCCAAGAACCUGCAGCUUUGACCUCCCCCUCAGCUCAGGGGGAGCCGGGAGACACUCCGGGGGAAGGCUCUGCCUCCAGGACGGAGACGGACCUGGAAGAGCUGCAGGGCAGUGCCUCUGGCUGGACCAUCUCUGGUGACAGCGAGAUGUCCAGGGACAAUCCCAGCCACUUCACCCUGCUCGGGAAGCUGGCCUCGAGGAGGACUCUCAGUAGCAUCCAGGGGACCAUCGCGGGCCUUGGUGACGUCCUAUCCGGUGAAGAGCUGGGCCACCCCCUGUGUGAGGACUGCACCGACAGUCUCCUGGAGCAGAUGGACACCCAGCUCAGAAUCGCAGGGUCUGACAGUCAGACCUACAAGCGCUGUUUGGAGGCCAGGGAUGGAUUAGGUGAGGACGUGAGGGAGACGCUGGAGCAGGAGCUGAAGGCCGUGGAGCUGGAGGAAGCCAGGCUGGCCCAGGAGCUGGAGGAGGUGGAGAAGAACCGAGACAGGACAGCUGUGGCCCUGGAGGCAGCCCGGGCAGAGACGGAGAUGCUGGAGGAGCAGGAGAGGCAGUACCACAAGGACCUCGGUGAACUUCAGUGGCAGCAACAGGAACUGCAGGACGAGCUGUUGAGCUUGGAGGACCGGCUGCUGUACGCCCAGACCCAGCUGUCCAGGCUGAAGAGAACCAACGCCUUCAAGGCCGCAUUUGAGAUCUGCUGUGACGGCCCCCUGGCCAUCAUCAAUAGCUUCAGGUUGGGUAGUGUCCCCACUGUCCUGGUGAGCUGGAGGGAGAUCAAUGCAGCCUGGGGGCACACAGCCUUGCUGCUCGUGGCCUUGUCCAACACAGUGGGUCUGCAGUUUCAGAGGUACCAGCUCAUCCCCCGCGGAGACCACUCCUACCUGAAGUCACUGACAGAGGACCCCGUGGAGCUGCCCUUGUUCUACACCGGGGGGAAGAGCUCUCUCUUGGACAGCAAGUUUGACCAGGCCAUGGUGGCCUUCCUGGACUGCAUGCAGCAGUUCAAUGAGGCGGCCAAGAAGGGUGAGCCAGCUCUCUACAUGCCCUACAGGAUCCACGUGGAGCAGGGCCUGAUGGAGGACCCAGGAUCCGGUGAAUUCUACUCCAUCAGAACCCACCUGAACACGGAGGAGCGGUGGACAAAGGCACUCAAACUCAUGCUUACAAAUUUUAAGUGGAGUCUGGACUGGGUCUCCUUAAGGUAUCCUCACAAAUAA
Molecule: messenger RNA, 1305 nt
Organism: Myotis myotis
Lineage: Eukaryota; Metazoa; Chordata; Mammalia; Chiroptera; Vespertilionidae
Product: beclin-2-like
Exons: 1
Coding region: 1-1305 (434 amino acids)
Biological process (GO): autophagosome assembly; late endosome to vacuole transport; autophagy
Cellular component (GO): phagophore assembly site; phosphatidylinositol 3-kinase complex, class III, type I; phosphatidylinositol 3-kinase complex, class III, type II
Source: RefSeq, a predicted model, not a curated record